This is a messenger RNA of Ictalurus furcatus (blue catfish), 4000 nucleotides long. RefSeq names its product KAT8 regulatory NSL complex subunit 3 (gene kansl3). The coding region runs from base 988 to 3531 and encodes 847 amino acids. Lineage: Eukaryota; Metazoa; Chordata; Actinopteri; Siluriformes; Ictaluridae. The record is from RefSeq and is a predicted model, not a curated record. The transcript is spliced from 20 exons. Gene Ontology annotation, biological process: positive regulation of transcription by RNA polymerase II. Gene Ontology annotation, cellular component: NSL complex.
AAAUUUAAUCCAGUCCGGGUUUUAUGUGACGCUUGUCAGUGUUGUGGAAAUCUAAUUCAGUCCGGGUUUUAUGUGACGCUCAUCAGUGUUGUGGAAAUCCGGUCCGGGUUUUAUGUGACGCUGAUCCGUUAUCCUCAGUGUUGUGGAAAUCCGGUCCGGGUUUUAUGUGACGCUAAUCCGUUAUCCUCAGUGUUGAGUAAUCCAGUCCGGGUUUUAUGUGACGCUAAUCCGUUAUCCUGUGUUGUGUAAUCCAGUCCGGUUUUAUGUGACGCGAAUCCGUUAUCCUCAGUGUUGAGUAAUCCAGUCCGGGUUUUAUGUGACGCUAAUCCGUGUUGUGUAAUCCAGUCCGGGUUUUAUGUGACGCUAAUCCGUUAUCCUUAGUGUUGUGUAAUCCAGUCCGGGUUUUAUGUGACGCUAAUCAUUGCUUGUUUAAUCCAGCCCGGGUUUUAUGUGACGCUAAUCCGUUAUCCUCAAUCUUGUGUAAUCCAGUCCGGGUUUUAUGUGACGCUAAUCCGUUAUCCUCAAUCUUGUGUAUUCCAGUCCGGGUUUUAUGUGACGCUAAUCAGUGUUGUGUAUACCAGUCCGGGUUUUACGUGACGCUAUUCCGUUAUCCUCAGUGUUCUAGAAUCCAGUCAGGGUUUUAUGUGACGCUAUUCCGUUAUCCUCAGUGUUCUAGAAUCCAGUCCGGGUUCUAUGUUUCUCCGAACAGAGGCGCGGUAGCAAAACAAAAGCGAGGCGUCCAUGAACAUACCGCGAGGUUAACAUUACUACAUUUCCUUUUUAAAAUCCGCCAAUAGCUUCAGCUAGUUUAUAACACAUAUAUAUAACUAUUCUAUCUGAAGGACGUGAGGAAAAAAACCCACAAUGACCUGAAGACCCGCCUGUAGUGACAGCGGAUUGGAAAAAGACUCUGUCGAUCUCAUGUUCGCCCUGAAUGCGCUCCGUUCUCGUGGGAACUUCGGCGCUCCCGUUUGUUAUUAGAGAACCAUGUACCGUGUCGGCGGAGAGCGGGACUUCCAGACGUCGGCUCGCCGCAUGGGUACGUCGCUGCUCUUCCAGCUGUCGGUGCACGAGAGAGAACUGGACCUGGUGUUCCUGGACCACAGCUAUGCCAAGCCCUGGAACGCCCACCCUGACGCCAGCAGUGCCCGGCCCACCCGCAUGCUGUUCGUCACCCCGCGCCGUCAGCAGGACUCUUCUGUGGAGUCUGAGAUGUCCAUCGAUGUUGAGACAGUCACUCCCACACCCAUGCCUCUCUACGACAACCACAAAGCCCGGAGCGUGAUGAACGAGUGCGAACGUCACGUCCUGUUCGCUCGGACCGUCGCCGACGGACCGCUGCCUCCAGACGACUGGGAAGAUCAUAUUAACAAGACUGGCUGGACAAUGGCUCAAAACAAGCUGUUUAAUAAAGUCUUGAAGGCGCUGCAGGCGGACAGACUGGCCAGGCUGGCUAAUGAAAGUGUGUGUAAUGAGCCCGUCCUGCGCAGGAUCGCGGUGGAUAAAUGUGCCCGUAAGGUUCGGCACGCGCUGGCCAGCGUGAACUGGGAUGCUAAGCUAACUCAGUGGCUACACAACACCCUGGUGGAGUCUCUGAGCCUGGCCCUGCUGGCCGCCUACCUGGACGUCCUGCAGACCCUGAAGAGCAAGGUUCCUUCUCUGAUCGAGCGGAUGCUGCCGGCGUCGUCCACUAAAUCGGGUGCGGCGGGGGCCGAGGCGCUGUCUCUGCUCCUGAAGCGCCCCUGGGAUCCGGCCGUGGGCGUGCUGUCCCAGAACAAACCGAGUAAACUUCCUGGUUCGCCUCUGAUCCUGAUUUGUCCAUCAGGACCGACCGUGCCCACCUUCUCUACCUCCCGCAGAAUGAGGUUCUGGCAAUCACAGCUCUCCUGUUUAGGCAAGGUCGUUCCCAUAAGCACUCACGUGGGCAGCGGCGCUAACAUCGGCAUCAGUCAGUGCCUGGAGCACCUGAUCGGCACCGUCCGGGGGAAAGUCAUCGAGGUUCACAGUCACUUCCCUCACAAGCCCAUCAUCCUGGUGGGCUGGAACGUGGGUGCGCUGAUCGCUUGCCAUGUGUCUCUCAUGGAGCAUGUGACGGCAGUCGUGUGUCUGGGGUUCCCUCUGCAAACAGUCAGCGGACCCAGAGGGGACGUGGACGACCCGUUGUUGGACAUGAAGACCCCUGUGCUGUUCGUGGUGGGCCAGAACGCGCUGCAGUGCGGCGCAGAGAACAUGGAGGAGUUCAGGGAGAAGAUCCGAGCAGACAACAGCAUGGUGGUCGUAGGAGGGGCUGAUGACAACCUCAGAAUCGGCUCCUCCAAGAUGAAAGCCGAAGGCCUGACGCAGACGAUGGUGGAUCGCUGCAUUCAGGAUGAGAUCGUGGACUUCCUGACGGGAAUUUUGAUGCGAGCAGAAAGUCCCAGUCUCACCUCGGGGGAAACACGGGAUCUGGACGCCGAGAAGAAAAAGAAACCACGGCGCGAGUUGCCCUUUGAGACAGAGAGGUCGCGACCGUCAUCACCAGCCAUCAGGGUUCCCAUCUCCCCCUCGGGAUCAGAGGACAUGUCCAGUGUGUGCAGCAGUCCCACAGCUAGUCCCAAACCCAAGACCAGCACUCUGUCUCCGGCCCAGAAGUCGAGCCUCAUCACCGCCACCCAGCUCCUCAAAACACACAUGCAGCGAUCCGGAACCGUGCUCACACACAAACAAGCCCAAGCUCAGUUCGCUGCCUUUAUGAAACAGAACAUGCUGGUGAGGAAGAGUGUUCCUCCUGGCAGCCCCUCCUGUCUGUUUGUGCCCGUGUCCGGCGAACAGGUGGAAAGUUUGGACCAGAACGAACAGCGGCUCCAUUUGAAAAGGAGGCAGACGCCAAGUCCGACGAUCCCUUCGAAACCGUCCAAACGGGCCAAGAUCAAAGUCACCAUCGUCUCCCACGGUGACGCAGCCGGUGCCAUGGUGCCUUCCGGCAUGCAGGAAGGAGCGUCUGGAAAGCCUCUUACGGUCACCAUGGGCCAAACUGUAUCAGGUGCCAAAGAUCUUUCCGGGCUGUUGACGGCACAAAGGUCUGGAGCUUUGACUGAUGUCUCUGGAGGGCUCGGCUCGGGCGGAGCUUCCUUUCACAGCCUGCAAGGCGGAGUCAUUUCUGGCUCUUCUUCCACCCCAGUACAGGUCCAGACAUCUGCACAAGCUACCUCUGCCAGUAGCCUGCUGCAGGGCCUGAGCUUCAGCCUGCAGGAGAUCAGCUCCAAGUCCCCGGUUCUACCCUCCAGCACACAGGCUUCAGUAGGGAAGGCUCAGACUCAUGGGCAGAUGUUAACCUCACUCAGUCCAGCAGGUGGCACUCUGGUGCGUGCCGUUCCUGUCGUCUCCACAGGCUCUGGAGUGACCAAAAGCACAGCCAUCCAUCAGCUCCUCACCAACGGAGGCCUGGCCAAGCUGGCCAAUAGCCUGCCAGGACUGGCCCACGUAGCCAAUCAGAGCGCGGGUACGUCCUUAUCGACACCGCGCUCCACCAAACAGAGGCGACCACGCUGAGUAGGGUUCAGGGAAAUGUUACCAUGACUACCGGCUGUAGCCCAGCUUAGCAAAGCGACCAGCAACCGUCAAGCAGUGAAAAGAAAAAAAAAAGUGCUUACUGAUCGUGUAAAGUGUUUUUAAAAUCAGCGAUACUUUCCCGAGAAAAUAAGAUGUAUAAAUCCACGCUUGUAUAUAUGUACCAUAAGGGAAGAUCACUUGGGUUAUAGAAGAGCAACAUGUAGGAUAGAUCACACAAAAACGACGCCAACGCUGUUUAGAUUCACAAAUAGAGGUUGGAAGAACUACAUUACAGGUGAUGUUGUAGUUCUCAUGUCACCAGCUGUUUUUGUCUGUUUCUGCAUUCUCAUUAUGUUCAUGGUCUCAUUUGUUUACCCAUUAUUUUUAUUUUUUGCUGUUAUUUGGUGCAACACACGUACUGUCUGACAUACACUCACAAAUGCAUUCAUUAAACGAAACCAACAAACCA